UCCUUCUCCUUCGCUCAAAGAGAAUCACACACACACAAACACCUAGAUACACACACUAGCUUCUGCUCGCCCUAUCAAUCGAGGGAUAUACCAAUCAAUAGAAUGGCAUCAGCUGAAGCUUCCCGUGAAGAAAAUGUGUACAUGGCCAAGCUAGCAGAGCAGGCUGAAAGGUACGAAGAAAUGGUUGAGUUUAUGGAGAAGGUUGCAAAGACUGUGGAUGUUGAGGAGUUGACGGUGGAGGAAAGAAAUCUUCUUUCCGUGGCUUACAAGAACGUGAUUGGAGCUAGGAGGGCAUCAUGGAGGAUCAUAUCUUCCAUCGAGCAGAAGGAAGAGAGCCGUGGGAAUGAAGAUCAUGUUAAGCUGAUCAAGGACUACAGGGGUUCGAUCGAGACUGAGCUAAGCAAAAUUUGUGAUGGUAUCUUGGGCCUUCUGGAGUCGCAUCUUAUUCCCUCUGCCUCAACUGCGGAGUCAAAGAUCUUUUACUUGAAGAUGAAAGGUGAUUACUAUCGAUACCUGGCUGAAUUUAAGACAGGAGCUGAUAGGAAGGAAGCUGCUGAAAGCACUUUAUUAGCUUACAAAUCUGCUCAGGACAUUGCUCUAUCUGACUUGGCUCCCACCCACCCAAUACGGCUAGGACUUGCACUUAACUUCUCAGUGUUCUAUUACGAGAUUCUCAAUUCACCUGACCGUGCUUGCAACCUUGCCAAGCAGGCUUUUGAUGAAGCUAUUGCUGAGUUGGAUACAUUAGGUGAGGAUUCAUACAAGGACAGCACACUGAUCAUGCAACUUCUGCGUGACAACCUCACUUUGUGGACAUCUGAUAUUGCGGACGAGGGUGGGGACGAGAUCAAGGAAUCGUCAAAAGCGGAGGAAAGCCAGUGAUGUUAGGAAAGGAAGGAAGGAAAAUAGUGUUUGUGUACCCUUUUUUAUAGGUCUUUGUAUUCGGAAUGAUUUCCGAUAGAUUGAAUGCUUGCUUGCUUUAUGGGUUUGCCAAUUGUUGUUUGGGAGUUGGUCUUUUCCUUUAAUCAAAUGCUGCUGGAUUUUUAGCCACUCCCCCUUUCUCAACUUAUUUCCUUCAACUACCUGUUCUAAAAUAUCGAAUGUUUGGUUUUAUACCCAAUAAAUAUUUGAGUUUUCCCC
Cynara cardunculus var. scolymus (artichoke) is the source of this 1140-nucleotide messenger RNA. Its product is annotated as 14-3-3-like protein. The transcript has 5 exons. Gene Ontology annotation, cellular component: cytoplasm. The record is from RefSeq and is a predicted model, not a curated record. The coding region runs from base 103 to 882 and encodes 259 amino acids. Gene Ontology annotation, biological process: signal transduction. NCBI's taxonomy places the organism in Eukaryota, Viridiplantae, Streptophyta, Magnoliopsida, Asterales, Asteraceae.